AUGGCGACUCGCACUAUUCAAGCUCCAACCAGGACGCGAACCAGGCAGACCGACCAGUUGACGGCAACCAAAGAGGAGUCGGAGGUUGCUGUCCCGCCUGGGCGAAAGAUUCGAGACUCUUUCACGGGUAUCACUUUGUGGUCCCCAUCCGAAGAGGACUCCCACGUCUUUGACUACCAUGGGAUCCUUGCACCAGACCUGCUAGAGCAGCUGCAGGACAAAGCUAUGCGGAAAUUACGUCUUGAUACUAGCCUCUCGUUCAAAACUGCCGCGAUUGCCCCGGAUGGCUAUGUCGUCAGCGGAAAGCCAAAUAUCAUCACCAAGAUCGAGGUUUGUCGAAAGGGCCGCUGGCGGGAAGGAGAGACACGUCUAUUGGAUGAGAUAUUCAGAAAGCUGGGUGGAAGGCGAAUGUUUGGUGAGGGAGGUCGAGUUCUUCCUAAGAGCUCGUCUACUCGGUCUGGUCCCGUAUCCCCUGUAUUCGCCGAUCCUACGAGAAGCUCUAGUUUGGAGACCGUAGUCGCUCGUGAAGAACCGAGCCCUGACCGCCCGAGGAGAAUGUUGGCGAGAGAAAGGCAGAUGUCUAACACGGAGAGGCCUGGAGUGCCCUGGACAGGGCAGCUCAACGCUCAACCUUUCCAAGCUACUCCUCUCAAUCAACAGCAGCGGCCCCGCGCGAUCUCGGGCCCUUCGUACAACGGCCCUCCGACCGCUUUUCCCACACGCCCAUCUCAACAAAACACUCCCCAAGGCCCUGUCCCCAUGCCGACAUACGCUGCCCCUACCAACCCCCGGGAGCAACAUAUCAUGGCCCAGCUUGGAGAGAGGGCCCAGCGGAUGAAGGCUGCUGACGCUCAGCAGAAGCUGUCUCCGCCGUCUGGCCCUCCUCGUCCUCUCGAAGGACAAGGUUCUCCGCGUCGACCACAUAUGCGUGCCCCGCCGGCGGCGAGUACUGGUGCGCGAAACCUUCAACAGUUUCCACCUCCAGCAGUUGGAGCGACGGAGAUGGGUCGCCAGCCGGCAUACAACAGCGAGGCUCCCUCGAACGCUCCUCCGUAUCAGCCUGUGGCUCUUCCUGCCCAGCCCGCCCCUGUUGUUUAUGGCCUCCAGCCUUUACAUCAGGGCCCCGGCACCUCUCACUACACCUAUACAUUGACGCCUCACGAAGGGUCGAUACCUCCUCCUGGACAGCCCCAGCCCCAGCUUCGAGUGAGGCAGGAGGUGCCUCCUCCCCUAGCCGGCCAGGCCCCACCACCUGCCCGGGACUAUGUCAGGAGACGCGGCAUGUAA
This is a messenger RNA of Cryptococcus amylolentus CBS 6039, 1287 nucleotides long. RefSeq lists its product as hypothetical. The coding region runs from base 1 to 1287 and encodes 428 amino acids. Lineage: Eukaryota; Fungi; Basidiomycota; Tremellomycetes; Tremellales; Cryptococcaceae. The record is from RefSeq and is a predicted model, not a curated record. The transcript is spliced from 5 exons.